AACGGUGAAAUAACGUACUCUUUGGUGCACGUUGAUCCAUCGUGUCCAGUUGCAGUGCGACCGCUCACAGGUGAAUUAGCAUUGAGUGCGAGUUUGGAUUAUGAAAAGAUAACCAGAUAUGAGUUGGUGAUCAAAGCACGAGACCAAGGCAUACCACCACGGUCGAGUAACAUAACCGUGGUUCUGAAUGUGAUCGACGUGAAUGAUAAUGCACCGCAGUUCGAUAUGCAUCUGUACAUCGUUGAGGUUGUUUAUUUGGGCACUCGUUAUUGA
Messenger RNA from Anisakis simplex (herring worm), 273 nucleotides. The record is from the annotation of a GenBank genome assembly. NCBI's taxonomy places the organism in Eukaryota, Metazoa, Nematoda, Chromadorea, Rhabditida, Anisakidae.